CUGGGAGAAGCCGGAAGUGACGUCCCUUUCUCUCCUCUGGUGUCUGGAGCCGCAGCUGGUCCCGGAUAGAGCUGCAGCCAUGCCUCGCAAAAUCGAAGAGAUCAAAGACUUCCUGCUGACGGCCCGAAGGAAGGACGCCAAAUCUGUGAAGAUUAAGAAGAACAAGGACAACGUGAAGUUCAAGGUGCGCUGCAGCAAAUAUCUGUACACUCUGGUCAUCACCGACAAAGAGAAGGCAGAGAAGCUGAAACAGUCCCUUCCUCCCGGUCUGUCAGUGAAAGAACUGAAGUAAAUCCUUUCCUGCUCCUUUCCUUGUUCAAUAAAAAAUGUAAAAACCAAAAUGAA
Messenger RNA from Staurois parvus, 345 nucleotides. Lineage: Eukaryota; Metazoa; Chordata; Amphibia; Anura; Ranidae. The record is from the annotation of a GenBank genome assembly.